AUGCGCGAGACACUGCCUCCGCGAGGAAGCGGGUCAUCCUCGGACCCCGCCGACCAGGACGAACCCGAUGAUGAUGAAACGAGCGAUCGCCUCUUUGGGAUCGACUCGAGUCUCCUACUCAAAAGCUAUCUUCCAAGCACGGUGGCGACCGGAAAGGAGUCACAACUGGCUAGCUUCCGACAGCCCAACGUGCGUCAUCAGCCAAGCGCUGCACCAACACCCUUACACCGGGCACCAAGCCUCGUCGCUGCUACGCCAAGACAGUCGUUCUUUGAAGCAGUUCUACGGAACAAACUACGCAAGAGCUCGAAUGAGGUUCUUCCGAGCACAUUAGAUGCGCGUGUCGAGGCGAGCCCGCAAGGGGCUGAUGAAGCCCCAAAAAAGCCUCGGCCGGCGUCGACUGGCGCCUGCGGCACAAAUCGGUCGGCGCGAAAAUCCUCUCAGGGCAUUACACGUCAGCCGCUGGCAAUGGCGACGAGCCCCAGCGGCGACAUUACGCCGUCGUUGGGAGGAGUUCGUAUGCAGCAGUUCAUGGUGCUGCCAACUGGGGGACCACCAAACCAGCGCCUCGCCGAGAAGAUCGAGUCGAUUGAAGCGUACAUGAGAGAGAACGACAUGCGGCGCAUGCAGUCAUUAUUGACGCCGCGCAAGUCAAGGCACAGCAAGUUCGAUCACCUCUUCAACCUGAGAGAGAGCCAAUGCCCAUCGCCUGUGGCUCACCCGCGUCCGAACAAGCCGCCCGUGAUUCAACUGGCGAUGUGGGGAGCAGAGUCACGCACUCCUGUGCGGUCCAAUCUCAACAAAGACAUGCUCGUGCCCAAGGCCCCC
Saprolegnia parasitica CBS 223.65 is the source of this 828-nucleotide messenger RNA. RefSeq lists its product as hypothetical. Lineage: Eukaryota; Oomycota; Saprolegniomycetes; Saprolegniales; Saprolegniaceae. The record is from RefSeq and is a predicted model, not a curated record. The transcript has 5 exons. The annotation marks the transcript as partial.